AGGCUUCACAUCCUGCACUAGGAGUCCUAUGUGUUCGUAUUACUGCUUGGCAGGGGGCUCGGUGUCACACCUGGUCGGCUGUCCUCACCUGUGUCACCUCUUCACCCCCUGCAGCCUCCGGAGUGAAAGUUUACACCGUGCAGGGGGCAGGGCAGUCAGCAGCACCUGAGAGAGCCGCCCCUCCCCCCUUUCCCCAGCAGGAUCUCAAACUACCACCUUCUAUCUCCAGCACUAGAAGGGCCAGGGCACCCCAUGCCCCAUCUGAUCGUCCUAACCACUGACAAGCCUGAUAGCACUCGCCGUCUUCCUGGAGCUCUUCUGAUCUGGAUAUAAAACAAGCCACAAGGAAGUCAGCGUCCACCAGACCCAUCGCCAGCUGCUCUUCUGCCAUUGGUCAACAUGUCUAGCCAGGUGCCAGUGGAUAUGAUUAAUUUACGCCUUAUCUUGGUAAGCGGCAAGACAAAAGAGUUUCUCUUUUCUCCAAAUGAUUCAGCGGCAGACAUCGCAAAACAUGUCUAUGAUAACUGGCCAAUGGAUUGGGAAGAGGAGCAGGUCAGCAGUCCGUGCAUUCUCCGACUCAUUUAUCAAGGACGCUUCCUCCACGGCAAUGUGACUUUAGGAGCAUUAAAACUUCCACUCGGCAAGACAACAGUGAUGCAUUUGGUUGCCAGAGAGACAUUGCCAGAGCCAAACUCUCAAGGUCAAAGAAACCGCGAGAAAACCGGAGAGAGCAACUGCUGUGUAAUUCUGUAAAUGACGAUGUGUCUGCGACGUGUGAUGUAAUAUAGUCUUUGUCUUUCAUGCUGCUGGAAUAGAGGAGACCCAUUGCUUCAGAGAACCUUAGAACAACACCCUGUCAUCCUGUCUAAAGGACUGGUUACGUGAACUCUCAUUAAACUCUUCAUCAGAAGAGACUAAGGACAUUCUCCAACCUGAUUUUUCUGUUUUUUUUACUUUUUUCUCCCCCCACAAAAUAACUUUGUAGUACGUCUAGUAUCUCCAUAUUUGAAUCCACUCAGUCUCCAGGGGAAAAAGUCGGUCCGUUCUCUUCCACAACAGUGAACAUAAUCUUGCUGCAGCAUAACAAUACAAACCAGAAUCAAUGAUUUCAGGCUGCCCGUACACAGAUUGCACUCGAGCCAGUCUUCAGCAUCUGAUAGCUGUAGCCAUAUUAAUACAACAACUUACAGGACGAGUUACACUGGAAAUCAAGGCUAUCCAAUCAGACUGAAAUCUAAGUAUUAGUGAGAAGAAUUCUACCUAACCUAUUUACUGCCCUUAGUGGCACACGGUAGUAUCAGUUGAGCGAUGAUAUGGUUUAUUUUCAAGGAAUGAAGUUUAAAUGUGCCUGUAAACUGAAAGCACUCUGCAGGGGGCGCCGGAGCAAUGUUUAAUGUACUAUCCUGUGCACUCUCUCUUGAGCAUUUGUUGCAUGCGCACUCGUACCAUGCCUACGAGAGGAGUGCCUUUCCUAGCCUUAAUAUGGGAGGGUCAAGUAUCCUAUAGUCCAUAAGCCUUUAUUAAUGUGCAGAGAUAUUAGCAGAUGUCAUUUAUUAAUCAACUUUGUGUUUUAUUAUCCAAUGGUGAUGUUUUCAGUGACAAAAAACCCGACUCAUCCAUAAUCUAGUGUCCAAUUUCAUGCUAUUGAAGAUAUUAAGACGACAGUUUGCUACCAUAGUAACAAGACUUUGUUUUUUUGUUUUUUCUUUUUCUUUACGUAGCCGGCAUUCGUACUAGUGCUUGCAAGGAUAUUAAAAUCUCCGACAGGACAAAAACAUUUAUCCAUUUCAUUCACAUAAUUUAAAGAUAUACUAUAUUGAAUUUGCACAGCACUAAAGCAUGGAUCUACGUUUCAUUUUAAACUGUAAAAAA
Molecule: messenger RNA, 1872 nt
Organism: Nanorana parkeri
Lineage: Eukaryota; Metazoa; Chordata; Amphibia; Anura; Dicroglossidae
Gene: UBL3
Product: ubiquitin like 3
Exons: 5
Coding region: 400-753 (117 amino acids)
Molecular function (GO): protein binding
Source: RefSeq, a predicted model, not a curated record